Iphiclides podalirius (scarce swallowtail) is the source of this 252-nucleotide messenger RNA. The record is from the annotation of a GenBank genome assembly. NCBI's taxonomy places the organism in Eukaryota, Metazoa, Arthropoda, Insecta, Lepidoptera, Papilionidae.
AUGUUGAAGAAGGCAGCGGAAGCCGCCCAAGAAGAAAUGGCCGACUCGUCCGAGGGCAAAACGGACACCGAGAAGGCGGAGGAAGGGAAUAACAGGGGAUCGGUCCCUUACAGUGGUUCCGUGAGAGCGCACGCUUCGCCCUGCCCCAGUGGGGAACUGCGCUGCGUUGACGGCAGGUGUAUCACCUUAGCGCAAUUGUGCGACGGGACCAUUGACUGCUCGGACCACGCCGACGAGGACAAUUGCUACACG